AUGCCUGCUCCUCAUGGUGGUGUUUUACAAGACUUGAUUGCUAGAGAUGCGUCAAAAAAGAACGAACUGUUGUCUGAAGCUCAGUCCUCGGACAUUUUAGUAUGGAACUUGACUCCAAGACAACUUUGUGAUAUCGAAUUGAUCUUGAAUGGUGGAUUCUCUCCUCUGACUGGUUUCUUAAACGAAAACGACUAUUCUUCAGUAGUUACAGAUUCGAGAUUAGCAGACGGGACUUUAUGGACUAUCCCUAUUACAUUCGACGUUGAUGAAGCAUUUGCUAAUCAACUCAAGCCAGACACGAGAAUUGCCCUGUAUCAGGAUGAUGAGAUUCCUGUUGCAAUACUCUCUGUCCAAGACGUUUACAAGCCAAACAAGUCUAUUGAAGCCGAAAAGGUGUUCAGAGGCGACCCAGAACACCCAGCUAUUAGCUACUUAUUCAACGUCGCCGGUGACUAUUACGUAGGAGGUUCAUUAGAAGCCAUUCAAUUACCCCAGCAUUAUGACUACCCAGGUUUACGUAAGACUCCUGCCCAAUUGAGACUGGAAUUCCAAUCUAGACAAUGGGACCGUGUCGUCGCCUUCCAAACUCGUAACCCAAUGCACAGAGCCCACAGAGAACUAACUGUGAGAGCUGCUAGGGAAGCUAAUGCCAAGGUCUUGAUCCAUCCAGUUGUUGGAUUGACCAAGCCAGGUGAUAUAGACCACCACACCCGUGUUCGUGUAUAUCAGGAAAUUAUCAAGCGUUAUCCUAAUGGUAUUGCCUUCUUGUCCUUAUUGCCCUUAGCAAUGAGAAUGAGCGGUGAUAGAGAAGCGGUAUGGCACGCAAUCAUCAGAAAGAAUUAUGGUGCCUCCCAUUUCAUCGUUGGUAGAGAUCAUGCAGGCCCAGGGAAAAACUCCAAGGGUGUGGAUUUCUACGGCCCAUAUGAUGCCCAAGAGUUGGUUGAAUCUUACAAACAUGAACUGGAUAUCGAAGUGGUUCCAUUCAGAAUGGUCACUUAUCUACCGGACGAAGAUCGUUAUGCACCAAUUGACCAAAUUGACACUACAAAAACAAGAACUUUGAACAUUUCAGGUACAGAAUUAAGACGUCGUUUGAAAGUCGGUGGUGAGAUACCUGAAUGGUUCUCAUACCCCGAAGUAGUUAAAAUCUUGAGAGAGUCAAACCCACCAAGACCUAAACAGGGGUUUGCUAUUGUCCUAGGUGAUUCCUUAACCGUUUCCCGUGAGCAAUUAUCUAUUGCCUUAUUAUCCACGUUCUUGCAAUUCGGUGGUGGAAGAUACUAUAAGAUCUUGGAACACGAUAAUAAAACAGAAAUAUUAUCCUUAAUUCAAGAUUUUAUUGGCUCUGGUAGUGGUUUGAUUAUUCCAAAUCAAUGGGAAGAUGAAAAGGACUCUGUCGUUGACAAGCAAAACAUUUACCUAUUGGAUACCUCAAGUUCAGCUGAUAUCCGCCUAGGAUCAGCCAACGAAGCAAUCUCACAUAUUGUCCAAAAAAUUGUCUUGUUCUUGGAAGACAACGGCUUUUUUGUAUUUUAA
Saccharomyces kudriavzevii IFO 1802 is the source of this 1536-nucleotide messenger RNA. It is a transcript of the gene MET3, whose product is annotated as sulfate adenylyltransferase. Gene Ontology annotation, biological process: sulfur amino acid metabolic process. The transcript has a single exon. Gene Ontology annotation, cellular component: cytoplasm. The record is from RefSeq and is a predicted model, not a curated record. Gene Ontology annotation, molecular function: sulfate adenylyltransferase (ATP) activity. The coding region runs from base 1 to 1536 and encodes 511 amino acids. Lineage: Eukaryota; Fungi; Ascomycota; Saccharomycetes; Saccharomycetales; Saccharomycetaceae.